Molecule: messenger RNA, 5161 nt
Organism: Pseudophryne corroboree (corroboree frog)
Lineage: Eukaryota; Metazoa; Chordata; Amphibia; Anura; Myobatrachidae
Product: zinc finger protein 501-like
Exons: 5
Coding region: 248-1741 (497 amino acids)
Biological process (GO): regulation of transcription by RNA polymerase II
Cellular component (GO): nucleus
Molecular function (GO): RNA polymerase II transcription regulatory region sequence-specific DNA binding; DNA-binding transcription factor activity, RNA polymerase II-specific
Source: RefSeq, a predicted model, not a curated record
GAACGCACAACCCGGAAGUCAGUUCCAGACUGGCACACUGCUGCUGCCCUGAGCUCUGUGGGGAGAAAACUCUUCUGUAUUUAUGACACAGGGAUUUAUUAUUGUAGGGAACCAGCACACAGGAAGGCAGGAGCCGGCUGCCAGUCAUAGCAGCAGUAUAUACUCCUAGACCGUUGAGCUGCAAGGAUCAAGAGAGUUGUUUGUAGACGUCACAUCAAAAUGAAACAACCUGUAUAGAUCAGUGAGGAUGGGCAAGGACCAGAAUCAUAUGGCUGACAAGAUAUUAAAUCUUACCCUGGAGAUCAUCUACCUGCUGACUGGAGAGGAGUACACAGUAGCGAAGAAGGAAUCAAAUGAGGUUUUGAUACCUAGCAGCCUUCCCCAUGUGUCGGGAGGACUGAUCAGGACCCAGAGCCCCAUCACUGUGCCUCCACCUCACUCACUGAUACAUGAGAGGCACAAUGACCAGAAGAUCCUGGAACUCACCAACAAGAUCAUUCAGCUGCUGACUGGAGAGGUUCCUAUAAGGUGUGAGGAUGUCACUGUCUAUUUCUCCAUGGAGGAGUGGGAGUAUAUAGAGGAACACAGGGGUCUGUACAAGGACAUGAUGAUGGAGAAUCACCGGCCCCUCACAUCACUGGCAGGUGGACACAGCAGCGAUGAUACCUCGGAGGAACUUCUCCUUUUAUCUGAUGAUUCGGAAAUAGAAGAUCACGACGUGACAUCAGAUUCUCCGGGAGAAAACAUUGUUACCUCAAACGUCCAUCCAGCACAUCACAGUGCAGAUAUUUUGUCCAAUCCCUCUAAUCCUGAGGAAUGUUCUCCCUAUUACGCAGAUAUUGUUACUGGUGAUGCAACUGUUACUGGCGGUAAAAAGUCUCCCUCCGCGGAAUGUGAAAAUUGUUUUACUCAGAAUGUAAAUUUAAAUAUCGAUCAGAGACCCCGUGUGCGCAAGAAGCCAUUUUCAUGUUCUGAGUGUGGGAAACGUUUCACAUGUAAAUCAGCUGUUGUCAGACAUCAGCGAAGUCACACAGGUGAGAAGCCGUUCUCGUGUUCUGAGUGCGGGAAAUGUUUUACGCGUAGAUCAACUGUUGUUAGACAUCAGAGAACUCACACGAGUGAGAAGCUAUAUCCAUGUUCUGAGUGUGGGAAACGUUUCACAUGUAAAUCAGCUGUUGACAAACAUCAGGCAGAUCACACGGGUGAAACGCUAUAUUCAUGUUCAGAGUGUGGGAAACGUUUCACCUGUAAAUCAGCUGUUGUCAGACAUCAGAGACUUCACACGGGUGAAAAGCCGUUCUCGUGUUCUGAGUGCGGGAAAUGUUAUACGCGUAAAUCAACUCUUGUCAGACAUCAGAGACUUCACAUGGGUGAGAAGCUGUAUCCAUGUUCUGAGUGUGGGAGAUCUACCAUAAGUAAAUCAGCCGCUGCCAGACAUCAGAGAACUCAUACGGGUGAGAAGCCGUUCUCGUGUUCUGAGUGUGGGAAAUGUUUUACACGCAAUACAACUCUUAUUGGGCAUCAGAGGAUUCACACAGGGGAAAAAGUAUUUUUGUGUUCUGAUUGUGGGAGAAGCUUCAUGCACAAAUCAGCUCUUGUCAGGCAUCAGCAGCUUCAUAAGGGCAGGCAGCGGUUUCCGUGUCCCAGUUGCGGGAAAUGUUUUACACACAAGUCGGCUCUUGUCACUCAUCAGAGAAUCCACGCAGGCGAGAACCCGCUUUCCUGUCCCGCUUGCGGGUAGUGCUACAUGAAGAAGUCAGACCUUGUUAUGCGUGGGAGAAUCCACACCGGUGAAAGUUCUGUUUGCGCAAAAGUGUUUCACACAGAGAUAACAUCUUGUGGAGCAUCGUUAAGUCCACUCCGGUAAGUUGCCGGUUUAGUGUCUUUAUUUAUUUUUGAUUUUUUCCAAGAGAAAAAACAUUUAUUAGAAAUGAGAACACUUUUUUUUUUUUGGUAUAUUGUGGACGGCUAUCUUUCAACCACCAAUUGUGCGUGGUUAUACAGCUUUCUUCCAAAAUGUCUAGCAAUUCAGAACACUCCAAAUCCUCUUCCCAGCAUGCAUCAGUUCAAAGGCUUCAUUAAUAGAACAGAAGGGCAAAUUGUGAGUCUCGGGAUUCAUCAACCUUAAUUUUCUUAGAUUCAGAGACCAACGUGGGUUCACUCUCUACACUCUUCCAACCUCCAAGAGCAGUUCCUUUCCAGUCAUCAGCUGAACUGGGCCCACUUUGCGGAACAUUCAGAGAAAUAACGGUGGUCUCCAGCUUUAACUCUCACACCCACGCGCUACGUCCGUUACACCGGUCCUCCACACUGCAGACCAUCACUAAAUAGGCGCACAUUUCCCACACCCGUCGUCCUCGCACAUUGCACCACUAAUGCCCUUCGUUUCUAUCCUUAACAAAUCCCACUCAACCUACAUUUCACGCGAUUGGGUACUGGUUAUCACAUGUUAUUAAUUUCCACACAUUGACCUGUUUCAACACCAUUUUAACCAUUUGGUGCUGAGGUUGCAAACGACUUCACUACACCUAGCCUUCUUACGUCACCCAAUCUCACUCCACUUUAGCCCUUAAUUCCCAAUCUAUACCUGAUUUAAACACAGCAGCUAUCGUGACACAAUGUUUAUAGCACUACCCACACCUUCCAAGUCACGGCAUUGACCCCCGUUCAUUUCCUUUAACCCCUCCUAUACCUACCCCUUUACAUCUUCUCAACCUCUUGCCUAUACCCUCAUGCCACAAAGCCAUGGACACCUGAAUUCAUCAUCACAAUUUGCAUACACUCUUAAUUCUCCACUUAUCACCCCCUAUAUUACCCCUAUCUAGUAGGAGCAACCCUCACGCACCAGUGGCACAGAUAUAUUUAAGCACUACAAUUUGGGUGACCGUAGUUAUUUGCAAUGAGCCCAAUAACAAAAUGUUCACCUUCUUUUUCAUUCCCCAACCCCGUCUCUAACCACCAGUGUCUUCCACUGCCCCCCUGUACCAUGAAAAACAUUUAUACCACCGAUCUGCCGUGAGAAUCGGCCUUUAGCACUCUUUGAAAAGGACCUGUUUGCCUAAUGCGUGCCAUGUUUUCAGCUUUACCCAGUCAUAUAUCUUCAGAACUAAUUAUAUCACUGUGUCAGGCCGCACACAUUGAAUGUUUAUGUGUAAAAUUGACAUACCACCUAAAUAAACCAACCCAUGAGAACUCCAUGGAAGGGGUUUCUAUAUCUUUGAUAUCUUCUAAUACUCUUGCGCUAGAGAACACUUCCGUGCCAUAACCGUUGCCUAGCAACCGUGGAUGCAUUCCCUGGCUCAUUGCCUACGCGAUCGGAUAGCACUAAUAGACCAGGUUAGCUUCCGGGAUCGUACCCGGACAGCUGCAUUGGUUGAAUAGCAACAGCAGUCACAAUCGCCGCCUGUCACUACCUUGAUUGGUAGUACACUAAACCGGCUGGCGUUUUAAAGCCCCUGGGUCACUGACAGAGGCACCCGGGAGAAAUCAAGCCCGAGCAGCGGGCGAAACGCGUGUUCCACCUCCGGUCCACGGGAUGAGUUUCCAGGCAGCGAUGGCCAAGACAGAGGGUUGGGAGAGUGGCCUUGAAACUAGGUUAUGCGGAAGGGUACGCUUCAACCUGUGCUCACGGUCCUGGGUCCAAACAUCGACCACAAUUGCCUUUUAGUAAAUAUGCCCCACAGAGAGCAAGGACAGGUUCAGUCCUCAAUCUCCUAUCUAAUAUACCCGAAAAUCGGGUGAUCCUCCCGGCUGCCCGGAAGAGUAGACAUUUCUCCUGAAGCGGUGGCCAAUGACGCGAUUUGCAUUGAAGUGCAUCAUCUUGGCUCCACCCUGUUCUUCACAGUGCCAGUAAUCACAGCAUUGUCUAGUGGGGGGGGAGGGGGGAGCGUGUUGAACCACAAUGAUGUGAUUGCAUUGCCAUGCCCCCCAACAUUGCCCACUUCUGCCACACUACACCCCAUGCAGUGCCAACCUAGAGUGAGCAGCCCAGACAUCGGCAACUAUGACUUCUUUCAUGUGUCCUCUGUCUACAGUUCCAUGUCCAGCUGACCCCAGGCCAACAUUGUUACUGGAUCAUACAGCCCAACAAGAGCCUCUGCAAUCUGUCUGUACCAAUAUGCACCAUGUAUAGGCUUACCAUACUAUCCCUUUAAACUGGGAUACUCAUGAAUUUCAAGCCUGCAUUUCACCUAGUUUAAUUCAGCCACAGAACCUGUGUAAUCCAUGAGCGACCUGGUUUGUAUGGUAAGCCUAAACAUGUAGCACUUACCCUUGUGUAUCACAUUGUAGCACUUACCCUUGUGUAUCACAUUACCCUAUAGCGGUGUAUUCAAUGCUUGUCGGAUCCUUUCCGACGGAUACUGCUUUCCUGUCAGAUUUGGCCGUUCCCGACAAUGCCAAUCCGACUUAUUUUUAAAGUUAGAUUGACAUUGUUGGAAACGGGGCUAAAACCUCUCGGUUUUGGCAGCGGAAUCCAACAAACACUUGGAUCGUCGGCUAUUCCGUCGACCCACGUGUUUUCCGACGUCGGAAAAAAAAAACGGCAGCCAAAUUGAAUAGGUCGGAACAGUUUCCGACCAAAAAAAGUCAGAAACUGCAGUCUUUACGACAAGACGGCAUUUCCAACUGCAAUUGAUUACCCCCCAUAGACUGUAGGCAUACGGUUAUCGUUACCUCUUUGUCUGUUAUUACACCUCAUUACGGUGUACGCCCCCAAUUAUAAAGCACUAAAGAAUAUGCAGGCGCUAUAUAAAUACAUUUUUUUUUCUUAUUUGAGUACUCUUUAUUGCUUUUUUACAUACAAAAAAUACAUUCUCAACAUACAGAUACAAACCAACAAACAUAUAAGAUAAUGCUAUACAAUAUAUAUGGCUGUAUAGGUGGAAGGUUUUACAUAUGCACCAGUUUUAUCUCGUAUCCCUUUUUAAUUGUAUAGGGACAAUUACUAUUAUUAAUAUAUGUAUUUAAAUAAUCGAAUUGGGUAUUUUUUUUGUAUGGAAACAGCUUUAAGCAUGAAUAUAACCAUUACUGAAUGUAUCAUUCAUUACUGAUUAAUGCUAGGAGGCUAAUAUACAUAUUCUAUAUUUGUAUACCUAAACAUAUAUAUCCCAGUGCUGUAACUAGACAUAUUAGCGCUGUGUGCAAGAAACCGCAUUGGCAC